CCCUUCCCUCAGUCUCGCUGUCAGUGCCACGGCCACGGUCACUACUCUCUCUCUCUCUGUCUCUCUCUGCCAUGUCCAUGGCUAAACCACCACCACCACCACCACCACCACCGACACCCACAACCGAAAAGCCAAGUCUGAAGAAUGGUUCAACAUCAUCAUCCUUGUCUUCCUUGAUUCGAAGGUCCAUAGCCUUCCCUUAUGGCUUUGGCUUCGCUUUCGCCUUCCUCGCUUUCUCCAUCUUCUCUCUCCUCAACAAUUACUACGACUCUGCCAUUUCCUUCAACAAUCGAUCUCACUUCUCCACCGUUUUCUCUCACUUCUUCUUCUUCCCUUCUUCUUCUCCCCAGCUUCCCAUUACCAGAUCCAACACCAAUCCUCCCCGAGAAGAUGAUAUAAAAGGGUUUCAGGAAGAGAAAACAGUGAUGAAUAAUGAUGGGCUUUUGUCGAAUAAACAAGUGAAGCAACAAACUAAAGAGGAGUGGUUGGAUUCGAUCGAUCAUUGUAAUCUGUACAAUGGGUCAUGGGUGAGGGAUGAUGAUUCUUAUCCUCUGUAUGAAGCUGGGUCAUGUCCUCAUAUCGACGAGCAAUUCAAUUGUUUUCUGAAUGGAAGGCCAGAUAACAAGUUUGAGAAUUUCAGAUGGCAACCCAAUGGCUGCAACAUUCCAAGAUUGAAUGGUAGAGAAUUGUUGGAAUUAUUAAGAGGAAAGCGAUUAGUGUAUGUGGGUGAUUCUCUGAAUAGGAAUAUGUGGGAGUCGAUGGUUUGUAUUCUUAGAAAUUCAGUAGAAGAUAAGAGCAAAGUCUUUGAAGCUUCUGGUAAAAAUGACUUUCGAUCUGCGGGUUCAUACUCUUUCAUAUUUGCAGAUUAUAAUUGCUCGGUGGAGUUCUUUCGGUCUUCAUUUUUGGUUCAAGAAUGGGAAAUGGCUUACACGAACGGAUUGAAAAGGGCAACACUUCGUCUUGAUGUGAUGGAAAGAUCAUCCGAUAGAUACAAAAGCGCAAAUGUACUCAUCUUUAACACUGGACACUGGUGGACUCGUGGGAGAACCGCGAGAGGGAAGGGUUACUUUCAAGAAGGUAGCCAUAUCUACAGUAAAUUGAACCUUAUAGAGGCAUUUCGGAAAGCAAUGAUGACAUGGGCAAGGUGGAUUGAUGCCAAUAUAGAUCCAGUGAAGACGCUCGUGUUCUUUAGGGGCUACUCUGCUGCACAUUUUAGAGGUGGACAAUGGAAUUCUGGAGGGAAAUGUGACAGUGAAUCAGAGCCAAUCAAGAAUGCAACAUAUCUUUCUGAAUAUCCACAGAAAAUGAGAGUGUUGGAGGGGUUGAUGAAAGGGAUGAAGACACCAGUCUUCUAUCUGAACAUCACAAGAAUGACAGAUUAUCGCAAGGAUGCACACCCAUCAAUUUACAGGAAGCUGAAAUUCACGGAGGAGGAGAGACGAUCACCAUUGAGAUUCCAAGAUUGCAGCCAUUGGUGCCUUCCUGGUGUACCUGACACGUGGAAUGAACUCCUAUAUGUUCAACUCUGGACAAGAUAUAUUAAGGAGCAACAACAACAACAACAGCACUGAGAACAGCAGCAGAAAAGACUGUCAAGUGAUUCAUGAAUCGGGAUCCUUAUGCAUAUAGAUACAAAUGGUCCAAUGGGAGCAAGAAUUUAUAGGAACAUUAACAAAUGGGGGGAAAAUGAGACGUGACGAACUUGUCAGAGUAGAUUUAAUGGGAGAGAGAAGUGCUCAUACAAACAUGGAUUUGGUGUAGUGUUUGCAGUUCUGAUGAGGGCUUUCUCUCGCUUUAGAAAGAUUAUAACUUACUCAUGAAGUUCAUUAAAAAAAAACUGUCUGCCUUUGUUGACUGGAUGGCCUUGUUCAGAUUGAUUCUUUCAAUUGCAGUGUAAUUUAUGUAAUUCAGCCAAGAAUAUGCACUUGUUUUAUAUUGGAGAUGCUCUGUUUGAUUGCUUUCAUUGCUGCA
Messenger RNA from Camellia sinensis, 1971 nucleotides. Its product is annotated as protein trichome birefringence. The record is from RefSeq and is a predicted model, not a curated record. Gene Ontology annotation, molecular function: O-acetyltransferase activity. NCBI's taxonomy places the organism in Eukaryota, Viridiplantae, Streptophyta, Magnoliopsida, Ericales, Theaceae. Gene Ontology annotation, cellular component: Golgi apparatus.